This is a messenger RNA of Carassius carassius (crucian carp), 2927 nucleotides long. It is a transcript of the gene treh, whose product is annotated as trehalase (brush-border membrane glycoprotein). The record is from RefSeq and is a predicted model, not a curated record. The transcript is spliced from 15 exons. Lineage: Eukaryota; Metazoa; Chordata; Actinopteri; Cypriniformes; Cyprinidae. Gene Ontology annotation, molecular function: alpha,alpha-trehalase activity. Bases 661 to 2403 code for a protein of 580 amino acids. Gene Ontology annotation, biological process: trehalose catabolic process.
UCAUAAAACACCAUUUUAAUGCACAAGCCACGUACUUUCACGUUAAGCGCUCUAGAAUGUCCCAGUGAUUCAUUGUGAAUUCGAUUGGUCCAAAAGAUUAAACUUGUCGCAGCUAACAUCUCGUGAUACAAUAAAUCAGACAUAGUGAGUCAAGUUAACAAUAAACAACUGUGCAUUAUAAUGAAAGCUUUGCAAAACUGUACAGCGUUUUUUAGCUUUUUAAACAAUAUAUUCCAUCCUACACCAACUAAGCGCACAUGUCCUAUCAUGUGUGUCUAUGAAAGAUGAUUGAACCAAUCAGAGCAGGUAUGCAGCCCCGCCUCCAUCUGCAGGCUGCAGCCGGGUGUACUUUCUAAAUCUCAGUAUCCAAUCCCACAUUGUUUCGCUAGAUGUCAGUAUUUUUAACUUGCAUUUUCCAGUAAAUGCUACUUAUGUAACAACUUCAUGCUGUGACUAAUAAUAGUCCAUGUACUGAUAUCUGACAGCUAAGCCAGCCUAGUCUUAUCCUAUGCUGAAACUGAUUAAGUUAAUGGCUGUGGUAUGAUUUUUAAACUCACCCUUUGCCUUAUCGUUGAUAAACAGGGUUCAGAGUUUUAAAACCCAGGAAGCAGUGCACUGUCUGGUCAUUUCUUCUGACUACCAAUAAUUUCGCUUACCAAGAUGUGUUGGCGAAUUCUGGUGAUCUUUUCGUUCAUUCAUUUCUUCUCAUCUGGGGACACGCUCCUGGCACCUUGUGACAGUCAGAUCUACUGCACUGGAGAAGUCCUGCGACAGGUCCAGAUGGCCAAACUGUUUGAUGAUGACAAGUACUUUGUAGAUAUGAAGUUGACUAGAGCUCCCGAAGUCGUUGUGGAGGCUUUUGCCAAUCUGAGCUCAGAGUUCCCAAAUAAGACUGUCCCGUCCUCAGAGCUACAGAAGUUUCUGCAGACAUACUUUGAAGAGCCGGGUAAGGAGUUCGAGCAGUGGACUCCUCCAGACUGGCAUUCAAAACCAAAAUUCUUGUCCAGGGUUUCUGACUCAAAAUAUCGCAGUUGGGCUGAAGAACUGCACAAUUUAUGGAAGUCCCUUGGUCGAAAGAUCCGUGAUGAUGUCAGAGACCACCCAGAGCUGUACUCACAGGUUUACACCCCACACCCAGUUGUCGUGCCUGGUGGCCGCUUUAGGGAAUUCUAUUACUGGGACUCAUAUUGGAUAUUAAAUGGUCUCCUUUUGUCAGAAAUGACCGAGACGGCUCGAGGAAUGAUUCUGAACUUUGUGUACCUGGUGGAAAGAUACGGCCUUGUCCCAAACGGUGGUCGGGUUUAUUACGAGCGGCGUAGUCAGCCUCCCUUCCUUCCGCUAAUGGUGGAAAGUUUCUAUGAGGUCACCGGAGACAAAGACUUCCUCAGGCAGGUUUUGCCAGCACUGGAAACAGAGUACAGCUUUUGGAUGCAGAAUUGCUCUCUUAAUGUGGCGAUGAGUGGACGGACUCACAUCCUGAAUCGAUAUAAUGUACCGGUGGACAGGCCGAGACCUGAGUCAUACAGUGAUGAUGUAGAGCUGGCUGAGGGCCUGUCAGCAGAGGCUCAGAAGAAACUUUGGAGAGAACUGGCAUCUGGUGCAGAGUCAGGCUGGGAUUUCUCUUCUCGCUGGUAUAUAGACAGCACAGGCAGAAACAGUGGCACCCUGAGAGACACAAAGACAAGCUCCAUCCUGCCUGCUGACCUCAAUGCCAUUAUGUGCCGCAAUGAGCGUCUGCUGGCCUCCUUCCACAGGAUUCUGGGUGAUGAAGAGAAGGCAGCGGAAUACGAGAAGGCACUUUCUGCUAGAAUUAAAGGGGUUGAAAGUCUACUGUGGGAUGCAGAAAGAGGAGCCUGGUUUGAUUUCAGCAUGGUGAAAGAGACCCGGCACCUGUCUUUUUACCCAUCUAACCUGGCACCUCUCUGGGCACAAUGUUACUCUAACCCGGAAAUGGCCAACCAGGCUGUGCAGUACCUGACGGGUAGUGGAGGUCUGGACUAUCCUAACGGGGUUCCCACCUCUCUUAGUAAAAGUGGGCAGCAGUGGGACAUGCCCAACGCCUGGCCUCCGCUUCAACACAUGAUUAUAGAGGGUCUCUCCAGGCUCAAUUCAGCCCACGCUAAAGAGCUCGCCUUCAGAUUGGCCCAACAGUGGAUUCAGACCAACUGGAGGGCGUACAUAAAAUAUGAGGCCAUGUUUGAGAAGUACGAUGUCAACGGUGAUGGAAAGCCCGGAGGAGGUGGCGAGUAUGAAGUUCAGUUGGGUUUCGGGUGGACCAAUGGGGUUGCUCUACAGCUGCUUAACCAGUAUGGUGAUAGGCUGAGCUCUGGAGGGAGUGUCCUGAGUGGCAGCAUUCUGAUUGGACUCAUCUAUCCCAUCUUAAAAUCUCUGUUCUGUUCCUGAUCUGUGAAGUCUGGAGGCUAAAGCAGUGGAAACAUUAGAAAACUCCACAUCUGCAUUCAACAGCUGAAGCUGAAAUGAUUCAGUCAAUGACUUUCUGUCUGACUCGCUUGCUUUUUUUUCAUGGAACUAAGAGGGAACCCAAAAAGUUUAGCAGAGAAUAGCAUGGUAACACUUUACAAUAAGGUUCAAUUUGUUGACAUGAACUAAUGCUAUAAAAAUAUUCAAAAGCAUUUACUAAUCUUCGUAAAUUUUUAUAAUAUUAUUUAGUAACACAAUGUUAAACUCAUCUAUUAAGUAUAAUUUAAUGGACCUGAGCUGACAUUAACUAGCAAUAAACAGUUAACAAAAGUGGAAAAUAAAAACACUGUAACAAACAAAUUCAUUUUUUUGUUAAUUUUAGUUAAUGCAUUAACUAAUAUUACCUAAUGGGACCUUAUAGUACAUUUUAACCAAUGGUAGUUUUUAUAAUUUGUUUUACACUCACCUGAAGACUGCAUAUUUUAAUGAGAUCUACCCAGAAGUAA